AUGCCUCCUCCAAAAAUCGCCAACGCCCAGACUGGGGCCGUAUCUACGACCAAUGCUGUACAGCAGCUAUGGAAGGCAUAUCAAAAGGACACGCCCGAUAGGUUGAAACUGAUUGACGCCUUUUUGGUGUUCAUUAUGAUUUCGGGCAUUGUGCAGUUCCUAUAUUGCAUACUUGUUACCAACUAUCCCUUUAACGCGUUCUUGUCUGGCUUCGGGAGCACGAUUGGCCAAUUCGUAUUGACCGCUUCAUUGAGGUCUCAAGUUAACCCAGAAAACCGAGCCCAUUUCAAGGAUGUAUCGCCAGAGCGAGCAUUCGCAGACUUUUGCCUCGGGUCAAUAGUGCUGCACUUUUUCGUAUUCAACUUUUUGGGAUAA
Rhizoctonia solani is the source of this 375-nucleotide messenger RNA. RefSeq names its product dolichyl-diphosphooligosaccharide--protein glycosyltransferase subunit dad-1. The record is from RefSeq and is a predicted model, not a curated record. Gene Ontology annotation, cellular component: membrane; oligosaccharyltransferase complex. The transcript is spliced from 3 exons. The coding region runs from base 1 to 375 and encodes 124 amino acids. Lineage: Eukaryota; Fungi; Basidiomycota; Agaricomycetes; Cantharellales; Ceratobasidiaceae. Gene Ontology annotation, biological process: protein N-linked glycosylation.